GGCACGCAUGCGCGAAGAAGGAGCCCGCUGACAGAUUCGCAGCGGCAGCGGCGGCGGCGGCCCUGGUCCUGGACUGCGGGGAAUGGGAGUCCUCGGUCUCUGAGCGCCGCCCCCGCCUCCCUGCCCCCGACAUGGCUCAGGAGAAGAUGGAGCUAGACCUGGAGCUGCCUCCGGGUGCUGGAGGGAGCCCGGCGGACGGCAGCGGCACCGGCGCCGGCGGGGGCCUCCGGAGGUCUAACAGCGCCCCCCUCAUCCACGGCCUCAGUGACACUUCGCUGGUGUUCCAGGCCGAGGCGCCGAGCGCCAGGCGGAACAGCACAACGUUCCCGAACCGCCACGGCCUGCUGCUGCCGGCCUCCCCGGUCCGCAUGCACAGCAGCCGCUUGCAUCAGAUCAAGCAGGAGGAGGGCAUGGACUUGAUCAACCGAGAGACGGUCCACGAGCGAGAGGUGCAGAACGCAAUGCAGAUAAGCCACUCCUGGGAGGAAAGUUUUAGCCUGAGUGACAACGACGUGGAGAAGUCCGCCUCCCCGAAGCGCAUUGAUUUCAUUCCGGUGUCCCCAGCACCGUCACCCACCCGCGGGAUUGGGAAGCAGUGUUUUUCACCAUCCUUGCAAAGUUUUGUGAGUAGCAAUGGAUUGCCUCCGAGUCCUAUUCCCAGCCCAACGACUCGAUUUACUACCCGGAGAAGCCAGAGUCCCAUCAAUUGCAUUAGACCAAGUGUUCUUGGACCAUUGAAAAGAAAAUGUGAAAUGGAAACUGAGUAUCAGCCAAAGAGAUUUUUCCAGGGCAUCACCAACAUGCUUUCUUCUGACGUUACACAGCUGUCAGAUCCUGGCGUGUGUGUAUCUUCUGACACCCUUGAUGGAAACAGCAGCAGUGCGGGAUCUUCCUGUAACUCACCAGCGAAAGUCAGCACUACCACCGACUCUCCUGUGUCGCCUGCCCAAGCAGCCUCUCCAUUUAUUCCAGUAGAUGAACUUUCAUCUAAGUGAUUGACCCAUCCAUCCCAAGACUCGGGGGUGUUUUAUUGUUUUGUUUUGUUUUUGCAAUGGAGAAAAAAAAUCAAGUUGGAUCAAGCACUGAACUUUGUCAAUUAAUUUGAGGCUAUUUCCUAUCAGACCCUUUUCCUUUUUUUUUGGAAUUUCCUGAAAUGUUAUUCUAGAGAACUUUUAUGUCAGGUUCCUGCGGAUGCCCUUGAAUUCAGUGUAGUAAUAUUUUCAGACGUUUUCCCGAUAAGUGUGUUGAAGCAUACGUCUUUAUGCUGCUAAUAUGUUUAAAUACAUAUGUUAUCCCUUGAUUUUUUAAAAUAAUUGAGAGCUCUAUUUAUUUAUGGGAUUAAGUUCUGAUGCAAAUAUAAAUGUUGAAUUUAAUCAGCAUAGUAAACUGAUGUUUUAAAAUUCCAUAUUUCAUGCCCACACUAAUUUUUAGUAUUAUUUUUCAGUGAUUGCUAAUUUCUAUUUGAAGAAUAACUUACCUAUUUACAGCAGUUUUAAAAAAAAAUGUUAUAACACAUCAGUCCAGUGGUUGUCUCUUUUACCCGGGAAUCCUCGGAUAUUUAAUUUUCUGGGUACCUAAAUGGCAGGAGGGGGGAAUGCUAAAAGAACAAAAUCCAAAAGUUAGCAACAAAUCUUUUAAAAAUUGCAUAUAACCAUAAACAUUUAAGAAAAGCAUUUUCUAAUGAAAUUUUAAUAGAAGUUCUAAUGAGUCAUGCAAAUAUCACUACAGAAAAGUUAAAAAAAAUUAUUUUUGUUUUAGACCAGAAAGUGCAUUCUCUUGGGUAUAAUCCUGAAGUGGAACGGGCCGGUGUCUUGCAUCUCAGCCGACUGUGCACAGGCUGAGACCAGGUUCUUUGUAGCACUGCGAACUUCACUGUUUUCCAGACGUAGAAAACGUGGGAAGCCCUACUGGACUUGACCAGGGCCCCCAGGCAGAUAAAAGUCUCUCAGUGAUUGAUAUGCUUUAAAAUAUCCAAUUGUGCCUCCGUGAGAAUCCUUGCCAACAAGGAUCCAGAGUGACUCUUGGCUGCCUGUCUGCUCUGCCCAUCUGUCACGUUCCUGGUUUUCCCUGGCUCAGGAAGGAAACAGCUGUUUCCUUGCCAACAGGUCCUUCCUCCCCACCAAACUAGGGCAUCUCCGGCUAGACAGAGGUACAGUAUGGCUUGGAUUUCCGACAGGGAGCAGCGACAGAGCCAUGGAGCUGUUUCCGGAACCUCCGUAGUUAAAACUACAGCUUGAGUUGACCGCCAGUUGAUUGAGGGCCAGUGACAUGCGUGAGAAAAAUCAGUGGGGAGUCACAUAGGUAAACCAUGGCUUGACUUAGGUUUUGGUAGAAUUCUGAAAUGUUCUUUCCUUCGCCAUUUACAACUAAGACAAACUAUGGAAAUAUUUAAUAACAUGUUUUGAUAUUAUACUUUAUCUUCCUUUACUGGAUAGCUAGAAAGAAUGGCAGACAAAGGGGAGGGGGGAGCAAAAUAAAAUACCAAGACAAAAAACCCCGGCUUUCUUUACGUUACUGCUUACAGAGACUUGAACGAUCAUCUGGAAUUUUUACAACUAUGAGAAUAAAUGGAACUGGUCAGCUUUUGAAA
Molecule: messenger RNA, 2590 nt
Organism: Suricata suricatta (meerkat)
Lineage: Eukaryota; Metazoa; Chordata; Mammalia; Carnivora; Herpestidae
Gene: PABIR1
Product: family with sequence similarity 122A
Exons: 1
Coding region: 132-995 (287 amino acids)
Biological process (GO): mitotic G2/M transition checkpoint
Cellular component (GO): nucleus; cytoplasm
Molecular function (GO): protein serine/threonine phosphatase inhibitor activity
Source: RefSeq, a predicted model, not a curated record